Tuber aestivum (summer truffle) is the source of this 2480-nucleotide messenger RNA. Lineage: Eukaryota; Fungi; Ascomycota; Pezizomycetes; Pezizales; Tuberaceae. The record is from the annotation of a GenBank genome assembly.
AAACCAGCAAACACUUUUUUACUCACUCUCUAGUCGCUCUUUUAUUUCCCUCCUUUACAUCUACCCUCAUCUCCUCCUCCGCCCCCCCAAACUUCAAAAAAUUUCAACCUCCAGUCCUGAAAACUAGCCAAUGAUUGAACCAGGGUACCAUCGACCGCACACCCGUUUUAAAAUGUCCGCCCAGAUGGGCCUCGUCGUCUCAUCCGUACGUGAAGAAAUGAGUCACGAUGGCUGCCCCAAGUAUGUAUCAAGCAAGCUUUUAGUUUUUCCCUUUUCCUUCCCGAGGGCUCUCAAAUUCGUCGGGAAUCUGCAUGGAACACUGCCCCCUUCCCUUCUCUGCACUCGUUUCAAGGGAGCCGGUGCUGAUAUGUGACAAUUAGUUUUCCUGGUGAGCCCUAUACCGCCGACAACGCGGAGACCACUGUCAUCGAAAAUCACCCACAGUGCCGGCUCUUGCCCUCACAAGUCCAGAAACUACAUGUUACUCCCCAUUCUCUCUCGGGCUCCUCUGUGUGUACAGGCCUUCCUACAUACAUAAAUCUCUACUAACGCGCAUUUAGGAGACUCGUACCUCUUCUAGUCAUUUGAUGGGUCUUCCCUUCGUUGGGCAGCUGAUCCACAAUCUUCCCGUUUCCUCGAGGCUCCACGCAGCGGGCCACUCGACCACAUAUCCUUCAAAGUGCACGCAAUCUCGAUGGUCUCCAAGUGAGGCAACAUCAGCACACGGCCUUCGAUGCCAUAGAGUCAAUGGACUAUGCUUCGGCACUACAGUCUCGUUCUCUGACGGCAUCACCUCAUGUACUGAUGUUUCUCCGGGGGGUUGCCGAAGCUGCGUGCACGCUAUUGGGGAUUCUAAUUUGAAUAGGGAGUUUGGGAUGCAGUCGUCGGUCGCCGAAGGGCCAUCUAAGGGGCGGGGUUCUGCAGCUGGGUCAAAAACGGGUGGAUCGGAGGAUGCAAAUCUGUUCGCGUCGUACAUGCUUUUCUGGCUCAUACCACUCGCGGUGUCCACUUCCCUCGUGGCGGCGUUGGGGAUUCCACAUGGUGCUCGUGCCGGUGCUCUUCUCAACUCUACGGGAGAAUUUGUCGUUUCGAAAUCGCCUCCUAGGCUGAGAACUCCAGGUCAAAUUAACGGAGUAGCCUCCUAUGAUGCUGGCGGCUGUGACGAUACACCGCAAAACCGAAGGAAGCAUUGUGGUUAUUACCGCUGUUUCCCUCAGCUUUCCAAUCCCCCUAUACAUUGGAACAGCUAUACCCAUCCAGCCUCGAAUCACGAUUAAGUAUGCUUUACCUAUAAUCCCACUGAAAUUGUAUAUCGGCUGUGAGUCUAACAAUUAAGGCAGAAACCUCGUACGAGCUAAUUGCUCUGAAACAUUUUGUUAUACUUAUAACAGCCACCGCUUUUUUUUGUUUUUUUCUUCCGUUUCGUCAGGAAGCGCCCCUUUGCCUGCUCCUGAGGCCAACUACGUCUACCAAUUCCCACAACCUGGGCCCGGCCCAUCGCAAAAAUGUCUUCAUACAACCAGUCCACACAUGCCCCCCCCGGCGAGGAUCUUUUGGGACCCGACCAAGCUGAUUCAUAUUUCGAGAGUGAGAUGCGCCAAAUAGCGAUCUCUGGAUACGGAGAACCAAGCCCGGGGUAUACCACCUAUAGCGGACAAGACCUUACAGCCAUCCCCCUCCAACCUGUAUCCAUGGAGGAUCUAUUAACCUUUAUACCACCUUCGGCUACGCCACAUACAUCACCGGGGACCCUCUAUGACGAACCUCAGUGGCCGUUCGGAGGCGGACUUGGGAGCACUUCUCCCGAAAACUAUUUCUCGUCCCCCGAAAACUAUUUCUCCUCCCCCGAAAACUGUCUUUCCUCUCCGGUUAAUUAUCUCUCGUCCUCCGAUAAUUACCUCUCCUCCUCCUCCUCCAACUAUCUCUCCUCCCCGGAGAACUAUCUUUCUUCGCCGGAAAACUAUCCUUCAUCCCCUGGGAAUUUUAUCUCCUUUGAUCCCUCUAUAACCUCCCCUUCCCCUGCGGACACCCCGGCUUCCGCUACCCCCUCCUCCGGGGAUCGGGCCCCACGGACUCCCCCGCAAUCACCCUCCCCUCCAGAGCCAAGCCCCCCUCCACUCCCCACACCCGAGCCUUUACAGAAGCCUGACGGCACAUGGGCAUGUCCUGAGCCCGGGUGUCCCCACCCCGGCCAUAAGCGGCGGUGCGAUGCAAGAAAACAUCAUAAGUCGCACACCAAGCCGUACCCUUGCAGGAGGCGGGGGUGUGAUUAUAGGUCUUCUAACGCGAAAGACCGUGAACGGCACUACGAUACUCGACAUGCCAAAAUCACAGAUCAUCCCCUGUGUCCUGCUCCGGGUUGUGGGGUUCACAAGAGUCGGGUGGACAAUAUGCGGGACCACAUCCGCAGGAAACAUCCGGAGAUGGACCAUAGGAGUCCGGGGAUCUCCGCUCUAUACCCCCGCCGCCGUGGCAGAAGA